AUGCCGACGCCGCGCUCUCCUGCGUCUCUGCGAGGCCCAGCACCUUGGCCCUCGCUCCUGCCACCCUCACUCGCCUACCUGUCCGACCCGCGCCCUCACCCAGACCCUGCCUCGCUCCCCGCCUCGCGCCGCUCCACCUCGCAACACCCGCCUGGCACCCCACCCCGCUCCCUCCAGGACCACCUCGACCAGCUCGACAAGGACGAGGACGACCACUACGCCCAGGUCCUCAACCUGCGCCACUACGGCCACUCGUGGCUCGUCCCGCUCGGCCGCCAACACACCCACGACGAGGACGCCGACUCGGCCUUCUCGACCUCGCCUCACCAAGGCCUCGACUCGGCCCUCGAGCUCGGCAACUCGCCCCCACGACACGACGCUGCUCCACUCCCGCCCACCGGCGACGACGCUGCGGCGCCCGUCGUCGACCUCGACGCCGACAUCGAGGACGCCGACGCGAGCGCGACCGGGUCGUCUGGCAGCCACGCGUCGACGGCGAGUGGGUCCGGCGACGACGAGGACGACGACGACGGCGAGGCAGAUGGGUCCGGCUCGGGCUCGGGCUCGGGCUCAGGGGGCUCAGAGGCGAACGCGAGCGGGUCGGGCGACGAGUCGUGA
Rhodotorula graminis WP1 is the source of this 618-nucleotide messenger RNA. RefSeq lists its product as uncharacterized. The record is from RefSeq and is a predicted model, not a curated record. NCBI's taxonomy places the organism in Eukaryota, Fungi, Basidiomycota, Microbotryomycetes, Sporidiobolales, Sporidiobolaceae. Bases 1 to 618 code for a protein of 205 amino acids. The transcript is spliced from 3 exons.